AAUAAACGGGUAGCGAUUCAACGUGACGCUUUUGAAUCGAUUUCAAUGAACGCCAGACAAUACGAGGAGCGAGAGAUGAUACGGGAUCAGGGGAUUAUCGUGAUUAAUUGCGAUUGUCCGCGAACAAUCGAUUUUCGUCGCUCGGUGUACUUUGGGGGAGUGUGUGUGUUGCUCCAACGAGAGCGUUACAGAAGAUCUCGUCGUCGUCGUCGUCGUCGUUGUUGUUGGCAUCCGUCGUACGCGCGGAGCAUAUAUUAUAUUCGCCCGAUGACACAACUGCAUUUUUCUGCACGCGGAAUGCAGCUGUGUUUAUUAUCUAUUAUCGCGCGUCGCAGAGGAGCGGGAGAUUUGUGCCCCUGGUGACUCCGAUCGCGCGAUUUCGCUCUCUCACUCGCCGGACGAAAAAAUUCUAUACAAGCACCGCGUGAAUUAGAACGCGCCGUUCUCGUCACGCGACUCACUGGACGAAAAAAGCUCCUCGCAAGCUGGCGAACGGCGAUAACUUUGCAGCUGCGAAGACGUUAAUGUGUUGUUGUCUCCCCUCGCUUUGAACCGCAGCCAGAUUACGUUCGCGCGCACGUGUCGUUUAAUUUUAAAACGCAGAACGUAUGUAUACUCGCGUGUCGCAACAGGCAGUUCCGAUAGGUUCGAUCUGGAUUUUUCCGCACUGUGAUUCUUCCUUCUGCUUUCGAAACUCUUUCAGCAUUUAAAUCCAUUAUCGAGCCCUUUCAUACUAUUUGCUGCCAAUUGAGAUGCUACGACACUCGUGUAUUCUCUUCUCCUCUGUAUAUAUAUUUUUUAUCAUUUUUUAUUAUUAUACGCGAAUUGGAGUAUAAUAUAAAAUUAAUUGUUUUUGUUAUUGUUGUCUUGUUGAAAUACUGUAAUUUGUAUAUAAAAUGAAUGUAAAAAAUACUAGUUCGUAUAGGAGAUUCUCUGUACAACUUUAUUAUUAGAAUAGAAUAAUUAACAGUCCAUUAAUAAAGAACAUAAUAGAUCAUAUAUAUAUGUAUAUAUAUAUAUAUAUAUUUGCUUUCUAAAGUAUCAAAAAUUGGAUAUAUUAAACCUUUAAAUUGUCGGAAAAGUCACUUUCGUGGUUCUGAACAAAGUUCGAAAUCUCGCGUAACGUGUAUAUUAUUUAUACAAAUAAAUUUUUGGGAAGAAAUUCAUUAUUUUAAUGAAAAAAUGCCGGCAGCGUAAAAGCUAAAUGUACGAGUAUCUUUUAUACUCACUAUGCAUUUCUCUUUUAUGUUUUUUAUUAUGCGCGAAUUAGAAUAUAAUAAAUUGAAGUAUGUACAUAAAUCUAAAGAUCGAUCUUUACGUACCUGAGUGACUAUCAAAGCUGUUCAGUGCACUUUUUUUUUACGAAAUGAUCAGAACAGCUGCGAUAUGUAUCUCGAAUUGAUCGAAAUAAGAUUAAAAUUUUGGAUCAACGCAAGAAUUAUCGUGUGGAGGAAAAUGUUGGAGAGUCACGGAACCGCUCGAUGUUGUUGCGCGAAUGCGAUUUAUUCGCGAGGCUAUGCGAAAAGCGACAGCGAUCCGGACGAUGCUCCAGACGCGCCCGGAAGCAGUGCGGGAGUGCAGGAUGUAGACGUGGCGAGGAGAAAUUCGACGAAUUCCACUAAAAUUGAAUCGUCGCUGUCGAGGGAAUCCUCGCAAAAGUCUAUCGCAGUCGAGAUACUGAGGAAGAUCGACCCCGAUAGAAUGAGCAGGAUCAGCAUGCAAAAUUUAAAGCUCUCCUCAUUAUUUCCGGAGAUGUUCUGGGGACGCAGCUACGAAUCGAUUGAACGGUUACCAACUGGCUCUUCGUUUGAGAUAAACUUUGACGUGUCUGAGGAAGAUUACGCCAGGAGUCUACGUUUCCCACGUUUUUUAAGAAAAAGUUACAAGGAAUACUGCGAUACAGUCAUGGCCGAAGACACGUCGGCUCAGAAGUUUAUAAAACCUGGGAGUCACAAGGGCAAGGGCAUCGCUGUGUUCACCAGUGGAGGCGACUCUCAGGGAAUGAAUGCCGCCGUACGGGCGGUCGUGAGAAUGGGCAUCUAUCUCGGGUGCAGGGUGUACUUUAUCAAGGAAGGCUAUCAAGGUAUGGUGGACGGUGGAAAAUACAUCGAGGAAGCUACAUGGUCGUCCGUAUCUUGCAUCAUUCACAAAGGUGGUACAGUAAUCGGUUCCGCCCGAUGCCAAGAUUUCAGGGAGCGUCCCGGUCGCUUAAAAGCCGCCAAGAACUUGGUUAACUUGGGAAUAACUAAUUUAGUGGUAAUCGGCGGAGACGGCUCCCUUACGGGUGCCAAUCUCUUUAAAGAGGAGUGGUCCUCGCUUCUGAAGGCGCUAGUCGAAUCUGGUGACAUAACUGCCGAACAGUGCGAAAAAUACAAGCACUUGCAUAUUGUCGGUCUAGUAGGUUCCAUCGAUAACGAUUUUUGCGGCACGGAUAUGACGAUUGGUACCGAUUCCGCGCUGCAUCGUAUCAUUGAAAGUAUCGAUGCUAUAGCUAGCACAGCCUACUCGCAUCAGAGAACGUUUAUAAUGGAAGUCAUGGGUCGUCAUUGCGGUUAUCUAGCUCUGGUGGCAGCUAUAUGUUGUGAGGCUGAUUAUGUUUUCAUCCCAGAAUGGCCACCCGAGCGAGAUUGGCCCAACAAGCUGUGCAAAAAAUUAUUGCAGGAAAGACUUACUGGUCAACGGCUUAAUAUUAUUAUCGUGGCUGAAGGAGCUGUCGACAGAAACGGCGAUCCAAUCACUACUGAUAAAGUGCAUAAAGUUGUCGUGGAUAAAUUACAGCAGGAUACGAGAGUCACUGUUCUAGGUCACGUACAAAGAGGUGGCAAUCCUUCAGCGUUUGAUAGAGUUUUGGGAUGCCGGAUGGGAGCUGAAGCUGUGAUGGCUUUAAUGGAAGCAACUCCCGAUACGGAAGCCUGCGUCGUUACGUUGGACGGUAACCAAGCUGUAAGAUUACCACUUAUGGAAUGUGUUCGUCGUACGAAGGCCGUAUCGCAGGCUAUGGCUGAUAAAAACUGGGAUCUUGCUGUUCAGCUUCGAGGAAAAGGUUUCGAACGCAACUUAGAAACUUACAAAAUGCUGACUCGUUUGAAAGCGCCACAUUUGAUGGAUAUUAAUAAGGAAGUUAAUGGCCGUACAUUACCAAAGCAAUACACUUUAUGUGGACAAGAUCAUUAUACGUUGGCGGUUAUGCAUAUAGGAUCGCCGUCUUGUGGCAUGAAUGCAGCGGUUCGUUCCUUUGUGAGGAAUUGUAUCUAUCGAGGUGACAAGGUAUACGGUAUCGGCGAUGGAGUGCUAGGUCUGAUAGCUGGUAGAUUCAAACUAAUGGAUUGGCCAUCGGUUACCGGCUGGGUCUCAGAAGGUGGCGCAAAAUUGGGAACGAAGCGUGCACCACCCACAGAGGAUCAGUUACCACAAAUCGCUCAAAAGCUCAAAGAAUUUGAAAUACAGGCGUUGCUCAUCAUAGGUGGAUUCGAGGGUUAUUUGACUGGCCUCACAUUUGUCAAAGCGAGAGAUAAGUACGAUGAGUUUAAAAUUCCUAUCGCUAUGAUUCCUGCGACUAUUAGCAACAAUGUACCAGGUACCGAGUUUUCAUUAGGCUGCGAUACAGCUUCAAAUGAAAUUACGGAGAUCUGUGAUCGCAUUCGGCAAUCGGCACAAGGUACUAAACGUCGCGUAUUCAUUAUCGAGACGAUGGGUGGUUACUGCGGAUAUUUAGCGACCGUUGCUGGUCUAGCCGGUGGUGCCGACGCGGCGUACAUUUAUGAGGAGAAAUUUAACAUCAAAGAUUUGAAUCAAGAUGUCAUCGCAAUGGCGGCAAAAAUGUCGGAAGGCGUCGAGAGGGGUCUCAUUAUUAGAAACGAGAAUGCCAACGAAAAUUACGAUACUGAGUUUAUGUUUAGACUUUUUAGCGAAGAAGGAAAGGGCUUAUUCAGUUGUAGAAGGAAUAUACUCGGUCACAUGCAGCAAGGAGGCUCGCCGACGCCUUUUGAUCGUAACUUGGGUACAAAGAUGGGCUCUAAGGCAGUAGAAUGGUUCACCGACCAAUUAAGAAAAUAUACUAGUCCUGAUGGCAAAACGUUCACUCCGUCAGCGGAUAGCGCGGUGAUGCUCGGUAUCGUCAGACGCCAGUACAGAUACACGCCAUUUACGGAACUUGACGAGGUUACCGACUUUGAACAUCGCAUUCCGACGUAUCAAUGGUGGAUGAAGUUGCGUCCGUUGCUAAAAGUAUUGGCGAAGCACGAGUCGACGUACGAAGAGGAAGGUCUCUACAUGACUGUCGAAGAGAUGGAUCAACAAAAGGAUCCGCCUCUCGUAUAAAUCAUGAAAUUAAUAUUUUAAAAAGCGCCGGUAGAUUAAAAAACGCCUGAAGAGUAGGUGCCGAUUAAAAAUAUUGCAGUAUUGUAUAAAUUAUAUUAUGAUAAUUUUAUUGUUGCUCUUGACAAGAAACGAAUCUUACGAAUGUUUAUAUAUUUGAAAAAUUUAAUUAUGUAUACUACAUUUAUUUAUUUAAGAUCUGCAAACGAAUUUUCAAUUCAUAUAAUUCGGGCAACUAGCAGGUAUGAUUGGAAAUUAUAUCGAGAAAGGAAGUUCUUUUAUAUUCUUUCAGAUACGUUUGUAUGUUAAAACGUUUUUCGAGCUCAGGUAAGAAAUGGGUACAAAAGCAGUACCUGAAGUAUAAAGGUAUAAAGUAAUCAUAACGUAUAAUAUCUAUCGGUGCAGUUUACUGAUAAAAGCGAUAUCCUCCGUUGGCAACGAGACACGGAAUUACGAAAUAUAAUAUUGUUAUCUUAAUAAUAUUGAAUUUGCAUUGAUGUAUAGUAUUGAAGGUAAAUUAGAAAUUGAUAUAUGCAAAAUCUAGUGUAGUAAGAUAUAUCAAAUUCAAGCGCUAAAAAAAAUAAUGGGGCAGAAAAUUAUUUUUACGAAAUAUGUAAAGACACGUGACUAAAUUGGAGACGUGCUAAACUUAUAUUUGAUAUGCUACUCGAACCUAAUAUAAACAAUUUUGGCACGUAUAUUUAAUUGGAUUCAACAACAAAACAAUUCAACGUUUAUUAGCGUUAUUAGCAAAUAAUGAUAUUAUUUGUGCAUUUUUGAUGCUUUGGACGUUUCGGAUAUUUUAUAAAUUAAAAACAACAGCCUCAAAUUUGAUUUUUCAUUCAAUUCUUUAGUAUAAUCAAAUUUAUUGGAACGCUUAAUUAUCAUUUUUCAGUUAUAGCACGGAUCGAGCAGUAAAUUAGAUUGAGAGAAAUUGCAAGAGUUUCACAAGUUAAACAUUUUGAACCCGUAUUUGUGGUCUACUAAGGCAUAGGAUUAAAAAAUAAUGCGGUAUUUUGCGUCGGUGAAAGUGUUUAUCUUUCGGUUUAGUGUUUACUCGAAGCUAUAAAAGGCUAUUGGAGAAUAUACCUGUCUACCUCAAAACAUAAUUUUGCAACGAUAAACGAACGACUCGUAGGAAAGAAAUUGACCUGAGUCGACGCGUUAGUUGCACAUAACGUUAAAAAAAUUUUUGCUAAAAUUUAAGGCUUGUGACCACAAAAGUAUUUAGAUUUAAUUCUUUCUCUCUCUCUCUCUCUCUCUCUCUCUCUCUCUCUCUCUCUCUCUCCCCUCUCUCUCUUUGUCUCUCUUUCUCUUUCUCUCUCUAUACUCGUAUAUUUAACUUUCAAGAAAGUCAUGCAAGUAUUAAUCUCAUAAUUGUUUUUGGCGUAUAAGAUAGCGUUCGUCGUGUUCUUACGAGAUUUUAGAACCGGAUAGAAUUACAUUCUGAUAUCCAUUGAAAAUUGUGUCUUGUGUAAACUCUUACUCGUGUGAGUUCAUUUAAAUGUCAGAAUAAAAUUGCCGACUCGUGAUUUUAACGGGAAUACGCGUAAGGCAAUAAAACUUGUGUGCGAUAGCGUAUAAUUUUUUUCAAUGUAGUUGGACACAAUUUGAGGGUUGUGGAGUGCUUAAUGAUUUUUAUUUCAAUGCUAUUUAGCACUCGCAAUGCUACGUUUAAGAUUGGCUUAGUGGAUAGCAAUUAAUGCAUGCUGCGAAAAAACGAAAAUCUUAAAUCUUCGAAAGUACAAUAAUAUGCGCAUACAUUGCAAUUUAUUCGAAUUAGAGUAAUAAUACGAAAAUAAUACAUAUAUAUUUAUUCGACAAAUUGUUCGUUUAAAAUUGUUUCGAAGUAUAUGAUAUCUACUAGAGUAUACGACAGAUAAAAUAGCUUUCAUUGAAAAGCAACAAUAAUAUCGCUAAUGACACUUGUUUAAAUGACCACGCAAAAUGAUCCUGGUUUGAUUUAAUAUUUUAUCAAGAAGGUAAAUUUUUGAAUGAAACAAAAGUGGACAGUACGGGAAUUACAAAGGCUCUCAUCAAUAUUAUUUGUGUAUAAAAUUGUAAUUUGUAAUUGGUAUUGUUUAUUACAUUUUUCGUACAUUUCGAUAGAUUUUUAUUUGAUAACAAAUACAUUUUAUAAAUUAUAAUUAAGAAUAUUAAUGUUUAUAAAAGUUUUUUUAAUUUUAAUUUAUAAGUAAAUUUUAAGGCAGAAUGCCUAAUUAUAGAAUUUGAUACAAAUUGGAUAUAUAUCGAGCUUUUAUUGGUACAAACAAAUCAUGUUGAUGCUUAAUAUCAUUUAAUAUCCUAAAUAUCCAUUUGAUUGGCAUACGUUAACGAAAAUACAUGUGUGUGUAUAUAUACAUAUAUAUAUAUAUAUAUAAUUAUCUAGCGCUGUAUAUCAUAUACUACACUAUUCUAAUUAUAUACACAAAAAUGUACAAAUAGUACUUGCAUAGUGUAAAACUGUUAGCUGCCCGUCACUAGCGCAAUAAGAAUAUGAAAAAUGAAAAGAUAUUAUUUUUAAGAUUUUCAGAGAUAUAUUUUUGACCCAUUGUUGAUCAAUGAAUUUACAUCCUACCCGCAGCAUAUAUAGAGUAUUAGAAUUACUGUAUUUAUUUUUCUUCCGACAUUGAAUUAUCGACAUCAUUGCGUGCUCGACGGUGCGAUACACAUGAAAUUGUAAUUCGCCAACAAUUUGAAAUGUCCCAUAAAUUGAUUGUUGCGACGAAAUGUCUAAAUUUAGGAAAAACUGCUAUAUAUUACGCAUGAUGUUGUAUCCAUGUCGUGAAAUAAACUAUAUCUUCUAAAUGUGUUACCCAACAUAUCACCUAAACAAAUAAAUAUAUUUUUUCCUUGUAAAUAUAAAAAUACUGUUGCGCUAAAUAUUGUACCAUAAUUAUAUAUUCUUUAUAUUUAAAUACUCUUUUUUUCAUUAGGUAAUGAUAUAUAAUAAUGAUGUAAAUUUUAUGCUCUUGAAAGGAUUUGAAAAAAGUAAACUAUAUUCUUUUACUCUUUUUUUUUAUAUAAUAUAAUAAAAUGCGAUAUAAAAUAUUUUUUUAAUUUCAGCUGAAGCGAGAAACAAAAAUAUCAAAAAAUCGAGAAAUGGUUGUCUAUUCCGAAAAACUAAGCAAACCAAUUAAUUCUGAUUUAUCUUUCUCUAUUAAAAAAAAAAAACACAUUGUUAUCUUUAUAAGUUUUGAGUUCAAGGUGAUAUGUAUAAUAAAAUUACAAUAAUAAAAUAACUUGUAAUUAAUUUAUCAAUUAAA
Messenger RNA from Monomorium pharaonis (pharaoh ant), 7583 nucleotides. RefSeq names its product ATP-dependent 6-phosphofructokinase (gene Pfk). Gene Ontology annotation, biological process: fructose 6-phosphate metabolic process; fructose 1,6-bisphosphate metabolic process; canonical glycolysis. Gene Ontology annotation, cellular component: 6-phosphofructokinase complex; cytoplasm. The transcript is spliced from 18 exons. The record is from RefSeq and is a predicted model, not a curated record. Lineage: Eukaryota; Metazoa; Arthropoda; Insecta; Hymenoptera; Formicidae. The coding region runs from base 1387 to 4320 and encodes 977 amino acids. Gene Ontology annotation, molecular function: monosaccharide binding; 6-phosphofructokinase activity; AMP binding.